UUUCACUUCAUUUCCAAUGUUGAAGAUGUUUGAGCGCUCUGCACUAAAAACUUUGCAUAACUCUUACACAGAGGUUCCAGGGAAAGAGGCAUCCUCCAGGGCAAGGCCAAUGUCUCGUUCAACACUACAGUGGCAGAAAUACAAGCCAGGAGUGACCAUGGAUCAGCAGCGAACUGAGAGGCGUGAGAAUCUCACUCCUCAAGAGAGAGAAGAACUGGAGGAGAAGAGAAGGAAGAAGCUGCUUGGUUUUUUCAGCCGGCGGGAGGCUGCAAAAGACAAAUCAAAUUUCGUAGGCAAUAUCAGUAUAUCAGUAUUUGAGAAGGCAGUAAUGACAGAGACCAUGCUGUUUGGAAUGAUGGGUGAUGUGUCUACCCAUCUGAACUUGUCAUACCAAAACCUGCCACGUGAGGCCAAGGAGAGACCUCAGCUGGCCAAGGAGGAUGGGAGGAAGAGCCCAUCACAGCUGUCCGUUAAUGGACACAGAGAUAAGAUGCCUGUUUAUCAUCUGAGAUUCCAGCCGGUGUGCAGGGAUGUGCAGCGAACCCUGCAGCCUGGGAGGUUUGAGGACGUAACCCCAGCAGAGAGGGACCAGUUGGAGGAGCAGAGGAGGAAGAGGCUGCUUGAUUGGUUCAAACCAAUGUUUCAACCGGAGACCAUUUGUGAUAUAACACAGAAGACAACAUGUUAUGGGACUCUGGGACAGACAAUGUACAUGCAACUGUCAAAGAACAUCAAAGGAAUGGCUGUAACUUUAUAUCACAACAAUGUGAAGAUUUUGAUUUUUAGAUCCAGGAAAAACAAGACUACAUUACAUGGAUCCUGCCAAGUCCUGGAGAAAGAGGAGAGAUGCCAGUUUAUCCAUGAGAAUGGGACUCUGAGUAUAAGAUCAGUGCUGAGGAAUGACUCCGGACCCUACAGAGUAGAGCUGCAUAAUGAGCAUGAUGGGAAGAGAAUGGGCGGUCACGAAGCCCAACUAACCAUUGAGGCUCCUGUAGGUACACCUGUGCUUACCCACCUGUGUGAUGACCCGUAUCGGACUGUGAACUGCUCGUCCAGUGGAGACAGUGUUCAGUACAGCUGGUCUCUGGAUGGGAAGACUCUGGAGGAUAUCAGAAAGACUCUCCAGCUGACUGGGAAUGUGACUGGAAAACUCACAUGCACCAUCAAGAACAACGUCAGCAGUAGAAACGCAACAGUGCUGCUUGAACCCUGCCAUGACACCCAAACAGUGACUGUGACUGACAGUAGUAACAGGACUGAGCCCGUGACCAGCAGUCCUCCCUUCUCCAUCAGUGAUGUCAUCAUAGAAGGCGAAAUGCACUGGAUUUACUAUGUCAUCAUAGCUGUGUCUGCAAUGCUUCUUAUUAGUCUGACUGUGACUAUAUAUUUAUGCAGAAAGAGGAGGACGACUCAGACAGCAGAGCAGGGAUGGAGUGCAGAUUUGGACCUCAGAGCUGAUGCCACAGAGAACAAUUACUCCGAAUAAAAUGAUUCAACAGACAGAUGGAUGAUGAUUCCCAUACAGCUGAUAUAUUCUAAAGUCUGGAACAAACUUUGUUUCUAGGUUAUAUUUUUAAAAAGCUUUCGGACAAAAGAAAAACAGCAUUUUCACAGCAUGGCAGCAUUGAAAUGUGUCAUAUUUACUCAUAUUUCCACUGGUCAUGGUAAUGUUCUCAAUAGCCAGUUUCCACUCAUUGUCAGUGCCGUGUAACUCUGUCAGUCUUGUUUCCAGUGUCACUCUUUUCCAUAACUGCUUGUCAUAUUUCAGUGUAACUGCUUGUCAUAGUUUCCAGUGAGUUGGUCUGGCCAGCUACAAUACUAUUAGUGACAGAGGCUGUAGGUGCAUUCACAUAUCAGAGAGAAUUAUUUCAUUUUUCACUCUUCAAUUAUUUCACUUUUUUAUGUGAUGUUUAGACCAAUAUUGUAAUAUAAUGUCAAUGUAUGCUUGUACACUGCUUUGCUGUUCUGAUGUGAAAUGAAUACUGAUGAAAACAGUUGACUCUCUAUCAAGAUAACCUAUCCUUUGUUUACAAUUUAGUUUUCUAUUAGUCUUUCUGUUGUGUUAUUAGUGUUUUGUGGCAUUAGUACAGCAUUAGACAACAAUAAAUAAAGAAAAAUAAAAGUAAAUAUUGCUAUUGCUGUAGUUGUAGCUCUGUAGCUAAAAUCUUAAGAAUAGCCUAAAUGUUAUUCCAUUGCUGUAAGUCACUCUGGACAAAUAGCCAAAUUAAUAAAUAUAAAUGUAAAUAAAACAUUUGACUCCA
Alosa alosa (allis shad) is the source of this 2261-nucleotide messenger RNA. RefSeq lists its product as uncharacterized. Lineage: Eukaryota; Metazoa; Chordata; Actinopteri; Clupeiformes; Clupeidae. The coding region runs from base 17 to 1486 and encodes 489 amino acids. The transcript has 7 exons. The record is from RefSeq and is a predicted model, not a curated record.